Molecule: messenger RNA, 1824 nt
Organism: Sitophilus oryzae (rice weevil)
Lineage: Eukaryota; Metazoa; Arthropoda; Insecta; Coleoptera; Curculionidae
Product: L-2-hydroxyglutarate dehydrogenase, mitochondrial-like
Exons: 8
Coding region: 168-1541 (457 amino acids)
Molecular function (GO): (S)-2-hydroxyglutarate dehydrogenase activity; (S)-2-hydroxy-acid oxidase activity
Source: RefSeq, a predicted model, not a curated record
AGUACAGCAGGAGCAAUAAAUUACAGCCUUGCGCAAACCAUUUUAUUUCAUUUAAAAUUCCUGUGUAAUUUGCAGGUUUGAGAGCUCGAAGCAAGUUUUGCCAAUAACCUUCAUUAGCGCGUCUAGUGGAACGCAAAACUUUAAAAUAUUGUUUUUAUCUUUUAAAAAUGACACAUUUUUUUCGAUUUUUAGGCGGGCUAGUGAUUGUGAACAACAAGUCAAAGAAUGUUCUAUGUGAAGGCGUAAAACAGUUAGAAAGAUCCUAUUCUACAACUACUAUCAGAGAAUAUGACGUUGUUGUGGUUGGUGGAGGAAUUGUGGGUGCAGCUUCAGCAAGGGAACUUAAAAUACGCCACCCUAAGCUUAAAAUGGCUAUAUUAGAAAAGGAAAGCGAAUUAGCAAAACAUCAAAGCGGUCAUAAUAGUGGAGUUAUACACGCGGGUAUUUACUAUAAGCCAGGAUCCCUUAAAGCAAAAUUAUGUGUAGAAGGUUUACAACUGAUGUACAAGUAUUGCGACCAAAAGAAAAUACCCUACAAAAAGGUAGGAAAACUCAUUGUGGCGACCAACGAAGUAGAAGUGAAGAGACUUGCAGAUCUUCAUGAUAGAGCUAUACAAAAUAAAGUUCCUGAUAUCAAACUACUGAACGGAGUAGAAGAAAUUCAAAAAAUUGAACCCUAUUGUGUGGGACUUCAAGCCUUGUGGUCACCUCAUACAGGAAUUAUUGACUACACAUUGGUCACUAAACAGUAUGGAAUAGACUUUAAAGAACAAGGUGGAGAAAUCCAUCUUAAUUUCGAAGUCAACGGUUUUGAAAAUUCCAAAGACAAUAACUAUCCAGUAUUAAUUAAAUCUAAAGAUGGGCAACAAGUCAAAAGUAAAUACGUGUUAACUUGCGGUGGACUUCAUUCAGAUAAAUUAGCAGAAUUAUCAGGUUGUCCUAGGAAUCCCAGAAUAGUCCCAUUUAGAGGUGAAUACUUGCUUUUGAAGCCUGAAAAAGCGGCAAUGAUCAAGGGAAACAUUUACCCCGUUCCCGAUCCUCGUUUUCCAUUUUUAGGAGUCCAUUUCACUCCAAGAAUGGACGGAAGCGUUUGGUUAGGCCCAAAUGCUGUUCUAGCUUUUAAAAGAGAAGGAUACACGUGGACAGAUAUCAACUUAUCAGAAUUAAUGGACGCCUUAUUCUAUCCUGGAUUUUUGAAACUGGCCUUUAAAUUUGUGUUCGCUGGUGCAGAGGAGGCUGUGAAAUCUCUGUUUCCCUCUUUACAGGUUAAACAAUUGCAACGAUUUGUUCCAUCGAUUACGUCGGAUGAUGUUAUUUCAGGCCCUGCAGGAGUUAGGGCACAAGCUUUAGAUGCUGAAGGUAACUUGAUAGAGGACUUCGUGUUCGAUAUGUACAAAGGUACUGGCGAGGAUUCAGUAGGAGGUCGCGUAUUGCACUGCCGAAAUGCCCCAAGUCCUGGGGCAACCAGCUCUUUGGCCAUUGCCAAAAUGAUGGCCGAUAAACUCGAAAGUGAAUUCAAAUUCAUCAAAGAAUCAUCAUAAAAAGAAACGCAGCUUGAAUACGAAAUAUAGCAUGCUAAACUUAAGGCUUGGGAGUAGAACUUUACCUACAACUCGAAAAGUUGAUGCCAUUAAAUGCUGUGAUGAUAUAAUUAUUUAAUUUAGAGUAAGACAUAAUCAGUACUGUUGUUAAAUUGUUAAUGUUUUCAAUUCUAAAAAUUUUAAUCAUUGUUUAUACAUGUUAUUUCAUAAACAGAGUAUAUUGCACGCUUAUUUUUAUGUCAGUUUAUAUAUUAAGAAUAAUAAUCCAAUAUAUAUUUAUAAU